This is a messenger RNA of Adineta ricciae, 540 nucleotides long. The record is from the annotation of a GenBank genome assembly. NCBI's taxonomy places the organism in Eukaryota, Metazoa, Rotifera, Eurotatoria, Adinetida, Adinetidae.
AUGGCGUCUCAAAGACAAAUGCUUAUACUAACAUCAAAUGAAGAUCUUAUUCGCCAGUUUGCAGUUAAUAAACCUUUAAACACGCAUAUUAUUGAUUUGAAUAAUGAUCAGCAAACAUCUUCAACUGACAAUCCUAUCAAUCGUGCUCUUCUUGCUAAAAUAUUUCAAUCUAACUCAAAUCAAGAUCAGCUCUACAAACAAGCACUUGAUCAACCACGACCAAAAAAACUUAAAACAGACUCAAUUCGAAAGAAAUCUACUGAUUUAGUGUGUGUCAUAUGUGGUGAUCGUGCCAUUGGAUUUAAUUAUGAUGCUGUAUCAUGUAAUUCGUGUAAAGAAUUCUUUCGUAGAAAUGCUCAUCAUCCUAUAGAAAAUAUUCGAUGUUUGAAAAGUCGAGGUCAAUGCCCUGUUGGAUAUGAAAUGCGACGCAAAUGUGCUCGGUGUCGAUUAGACAAAUGUCUAAGAAUGGGAAUGCGAAGAGAUUCUAUUUUGACUGAAGAACAAAAGCAAGANGAAACAUCUGUAUCACUGUUGGUCUAA